This is a messenger RNA of Haliotis rubra (blacklip abalone), 4616 nucleotides long. Its product is annotated as acyl-CoA dehydrogenase family member 10-like. Lineage: Eukaryota; Metazoa; Mollusca; Gastropoda; Lepetellida; Haliotidae. The record is from RefSeq and is a predicted model, not a curated record. Gene Ontology annotation, molecular function: ATP binding; oxidoreductase activity, acting on the CH-CH group of donors; flavin adenine dinucleotide binding. Gene Ontology annotation, biological process: protein phosphorylation.
UUUCAGAUGACAAAGUGACUGUAUAAGACCUUCAAACAAAAUGUCUAACCUUGACCCAUCAAAGGUGAAGGCUGUUGUGUUUGAUAUCGGAGGUGUCAUCAUUCCGUCACCAGUCCCAGUGUUGAAAGAGUUUGAGUCGAGGUCUGGCCUCCCUAAGGGAACACUUGAAGGGCUGAUUGUACAUGGAGGCCGAGAGUCAGCAUGGGGGAAGCUGGAAACUGGGAAAAGGACCUUCACACAGUUUCUUAGUGACUUUGGCACCGAGAUACAACAAAAGACUGGGAGAAGUGUUGACAUGACACUGUUCCAGAAUUUGUUUGCUGAGCGGACGCGACAGCCGUUCCCCCAGUUAGUUGAUGCUAUACACUGCCUUCAUGCUGAAGGCUACAAGUUGGCUUUGUUGACAAACAACUGGUUUGUGGAGGGCACCAUCACAGGCAUUAAUACCCUGGAAUUGGAUCUGUCCUUGUUUAAUGUGAUAAUAGAAUCUGCAUGUGUGGGUGUCCGAAAACCCUACCCCCAGAUCUACCACAUCUGUCAGGAGAGACUGGGUGUACAACCACGCGAGAUAGUCUUCCUUGAUGACCUUGGCAAUAACCUAAAGGCAGCUCGGCAGGUGGGAUGGUACACCAUCAAGGUGACCAGUGCCGACAAGGCUGUGCAUGAUCUCGAGGCAGCACUGGGUCUACAGUUGAGGGGGUUUGUGGAAGGCACACUGUCUGUACCUAAACACCUAGACCUCAAUCUUCAACGCCUGGCUCAGUACAUGAACAAAACGUUAGGACUGUCGUCAACAGAGCUGCCGGUUGUCAAGACUUUCGAACAUGGCCAGAGCAAUCCAACAUACCUGGUACAAUAUGGCGGCAAGAAGGUGGUGCUGAGGAAGAAACCGCCUGGCACUCUGUUGCCGUCUGCUCAUGCAGUGGACCGAGAGUAUCGGGUGAUGAAGGCUGUUGGGGAGAACGGUGUCCCUGUUCCACAGAUGCUGAGUUACUGCAACGAUGAGAGUGUGUUGGGAACCCCUUUCUACGUGAUGGAGUACCUGCCAGGCGGGGUCUUCAAGAUACCCCGGAACAUGGCUGUCAGUCCCGAGGAGGUGCGAGCUCUGUAUUUCAACAUGGUUGACGUGCUGUGUAAAUUACACUCCAUUGACAUCAGUAAAGCUGGACUGGACACUUACGGGAGGAAAGGUAACUUUAUCCAAAGGAACUUUCAGCGAUGGUCAAAACAGUAUGAAGCUAGCAAGACAGGAGACAUUCCAUCUAUUACAAGCCUCAUGAACUGGAUUCCACAGCACUACCCCCAGGAGGAGAGAGUGACUGUCAUACAUGGAGACUUUAGGCUGGACAACCUGAUGUUUGCCAAGACCUCCACUGAUAUCCUGGGUGUCUUGGACUGGGAACUGUCCACUCUGGGUGACCCCAUCACUGACCUCACCACCUGCUGUCUGGCCCACUACCUGCCUCAGUCAGCCACUAUAGUGUCAGGUCUGGUUGGGGCUGAUUUAAAAUCGAUGGGGAUACCUACAGUUCAGGAGUUGAUUGGUCGUUACUGUCAUCAGAUGAAGAUUCCACCAAUAGAAAACUGGGAUUUUUAUAUGGCGUUUACAUUUUUCAAAAUGGCUGCCAUACUCCAGGGAGUGUAUAAAAGAAGCAUAUCUGGACAGGGUAGCUCCAGUCAGGGCAGGCACGCCGGUGCUGCUGCCAAGAGAUACGCAGACCUGGGUUGGAGGAUAGCUUCAGGAAGUAAGCUGAAGCCCACGCUCCGUACAGUGAACAGCGAGGCGGAGCAGAGGAGGAACCUGCUGAAGACUCAGACCAUAAUGUCCUAUAUAUCCCGUCCUAUGGCUGUGGAUAGGACACAGGAAACUGUGGGCCAGAUGCCAGUGUCAGUAGAUGCCUUGUCUCCACGUGUACAAGAUCUGUAUAACAGAAUGAAGCGGUUCCUAGCCGACCACGUCGCACCCAUCGAGAAGGAAGUGUUUGACUACUUGCAUGGCCCCAACAGGUGGACUGUUCACCCAAAACUUACACAGAUAACACAAAAGGCCAAGGCAGAGGGUCUGUGGAAUAUGUUCAUGCCGUUGGAGUCGGAUCCAGAGCGGAAAUAUGGUUCUGGUCUAACUAAUCUGGAGUACGCCUUCUUCUGUGAGGAGAUGGGAAGAGUACCUCUGGCACCAUCGAUCUUCAACUGCAACGCCCCAGACACAGGCAACAUGGAGGUGUUGGUGAAGUAUGGGACGGAGGAACAGAAGCAGAAGUGGCUCACACCCCUCCUCAACGGCCAGAUCAGAUCCUGCUUUGGCAUGACCGAACCCGAGGUCGCUUCCUCCGACGCCACCAACAUCCAGUCCUCCAUCAGGAGAGACGGUGACUCCUACGUCAUCAAUGGACACAAAUGGUGGACCUCAAACGCGCUGCAUCCGGACUGCAAGUUGUGUGUGUUCAUGGGUAAAACCAGCACAAGCGGCUCCCGCUACAGACAGCAAAGCAUGAUCCUCGUCCCGAUGGAUGCUCCCGGGGUCAAGGUCGUUCGGUCGCUCUCUGUCUUUGGGUAUGAUCAUGCUCCAGGUGGGCAUGGAGAGGUCCUGUUUGAAAAUGUGCGAGUUCCUGCAUCCAACAUGCUGUUAGGUGAAGGUCGUGGGUUUGAGAUUGCUCAAGGUCGUCUUGGUCCAGGAAGAAUCCACCACUGCAUGAGGUUGAUUGGCAAUGCAGAACGAGCCCUCAGCUUCAUGAUUGAACGGACAAAAAGCAGAAUCGCAUUCGGAAAACCUUUGGCAGCUCAGGGUACGAUCCAGGCCAACAUUGCCCAGUCACGCAUAGAGAUAGAACAGACUCGACUGCUGGUGUUGAAGGCUGCUUACAUGAUGGACUUGUACGGGAAUAAGGUUGCGGCUCCAGACAUUGCCAUGAUUAAAGUGGCAGCCCCCAGUAUGGCUCUGAGAGUGGUGGAUCGAGCUAUGCAGGCCCACGGAGGAGCUGGUGUGUCUGAAGACUUCCCGUUGGCAUCCAUGUUUGCCCAGGUCCGCACCCUCAGGUUCGCUGAUGGCCCAGAUGAAGUCCACGAACGCUCCGUUGCACGUAUGGAAUAUGCGUAGUCGGUCAAGUCUAGUCUGUAGGGACUGUGUAUCAUGAUGUAUUGCUCUACAAUGUGGUCUAGAGAAAGGUCUGUGUGGAGUUUUGUCUAAUAUUAAAAGUAUAAAUAAGAUUUCAAGUUGAAGGUCAGACCCAAAAAUAUUUCUUUUUCUAGAACAAAUUUCUGAACUUUUCUGUUUGAAGACAAGAUUGUAUAAUAAUGAGAGCUUAUUAUUUCUUUUGAUGUAGCCAGAUGUAUUGUCAUUCAUUAUACAGACAUUUAUGUAUGUAUACAUUGUGCAAAUAUGAUUCUUGUAACACUGUAUAUGAAUUUGAUUUAUGAUGUCUUAGUGAAUCGUUAUUGUGAUGAGGGAGGAAGUUGUUCUUGUGAUGUCAUAGCACAUUGUUCUUGUGAUGUCAUAGCACAUUGUUCUUGUGAUGUCAUAGCGCAUUGUUCUUGUGAUGUCAUAGCGCAUUGUUCUUGUGAUGUCAUAGCACAUUGUUCUUGUGAUGUCAUAGUGCAUUGUUCUUGUGAUGUCAUAGCACAUUGUUCUUGUGAUGUCAUAGUGCAUUGUUCUUGUGAUGUCAUAGUGCAUUGUUCUUGUGAUGUCAUAGUGCACUGUUCUUGUUACAUCUUAGUGAAUUGUUCUUGUGAUGACAGAGAGCAUUAGUCUUAUGAUGUUUUAGAGUGUUGUUUUCAUGCCACAAUGUGGUGAUUUCAUCAUGACUCACAAAUCUGGACCACUGGCAUCACUGCCCACUAUACCCACAACUUGUAAAAGGAACAAACAAUGCUGAUUGUUAGUGGAAUAGUGUACACAGUAGAAUAUGAAAUCAGCCUCCCAUUGGAUAAAACAUCGUAUCAGACGGUCAGCUGCCAUUAUUUGGUUCCUGUCACAUUCUCAUAUUGUUAAGCACUGGUUUGUCUGACUCAAUUUGUUUCAGGUCAUCAUCUUAUAGCCCAAAUAUCACUGACUGCUACAUAAGAAAAUGAAUUCUGUAUUACGAUUAGAACGCUGGCACAAGACAUUUGGUAUUUCUGGAACUAUCGUAGUCAGUAUAUGAUACAGACCUUUAGAUAUCGCUGUAUCUAUACAGAGGACAUAUUCAAUGAUGUAGAGUAUGCUACAACCAGUGCUAGAUAGCUAUUCAAAAGUAUGCAUAUUCAAAUGUCCUUGAAUUGCAGAAUACAGAGGUCCAGUUGAGCAAUAACUCAGUGACUUGUUAUUACUAAAAGUUGGUCACAUGGCCUCUAUAAAGAUUAUAUACAAAAAUCACUAUUCCUAGCUGAAACUUAGUAGUUCAAAGUCUGUGUGAAAUGGUAUAAUAAGAAGAGAAUAUUUAUUGCAAACAUGCUGCAUAUCAAUACUCCUCAUAGUUGUCACUGAAUUUAUUGAAUAUUUAAUGUACAAUUUACGAUGUACAGUAGAUCAGCACCUUUGAAUGGAGCACUCUGUUAUUUUGAUUGUUUAUAUAUAUUCAGUAUUUUAUACAGAUUAUUUUAUACAAAUCCAAUGAAUAAAAAGACAUAUUUUUGAUUAA